AGAAACACUUCAACAAAAGCAGCUUUCAAUCCUCGUAUUUUUCAUCUUGCUGUCCAUUAUAUUAUGCACAAAACCGAAAAUAGUGGAUGUUUGUGGCGAUCAAUCGUAUGCCAAGAUACGCCAUCGCGACAUUGGCAGCAAAACAUCGAGACAUAAGAUCAACCGUCCGCGUCAGCCCUGUGGAAUCUACUCACUGUUGAAACUUGGUUGACACCUACAUCGGCUCUAUGCAUAUCUUCAUACGCGCCUGCAGCAAUAAACUCUAUGCGCUGUAUGCGGUGUAAGGGUUAGAUGCUAAAAAUCACAACUCCGCGCAUCUUUUUCUUCGAUUGCAUCCGACGUACAGAAUAUCUGUAUGCUUGCAAGUCACGUUUCUCAAACAUGGCGGAGCCUCCAUCGAAGAGACGACGUUUGAGUGAUACCGAUGAGGAUCACACCGUAAAAAAGUCCGGUGAACUUCCGACGUCACUCUCGCACCCGAUCAGUCCUCCCCCUCCCAGGAAAACGGUGGCCCGUGAGCGGAAGCUUAUUUCUUCUCCGAUUCGGCUCACCACCAUUAGAGACCUUCCGGAAGAGUCAAACAUCGACGCCGUAUCACUUCAUGACCUCCUCGGAGAUCCGCUCAUCUCAGAAUGUUGGGAGUUUAACUAUUUACAUGAUGUGGACUUUCUCAUGAACCACUUUGACGAGGAUACAAGAACUCUUGUAAAAGUCCAUAUCGUCCAUGGGUUCUGGAAGAAAGACGACAACAAUAGGUUGUCUCUAGAGCGACAAUCGGCACAACACAACAAUGUUACCCUCCAUACAGCAUAUAUGCCAGAAAUAUUCGGCACUCAUCACUCAAAGAUGCUCGUGCUAUUUAGACAUGAUGAUACAGCCCAGGUCAUUAUACACACAGCCAACAUGAUAUCUAAGGACUGGACAAACUUGACGAAUGGCGUAUGGCAAACGCCUCAGCUUCCUCUACUUACGAAAUCGCAAAAUUCGUCAGAACCAGACUUGAAGAUUGGCAGUGGAUCAAGGUUCAAGAAUGACUUGCUGAAUUACCUACGAGCGUAUAAUUCUAAAAGAAAUAUUUGUAGAUCUAUGGUCGAGGAGCUUAAGAAGUAUGACUUCUCUGCCGUACGGGGAACGCUAAUUGCAAGUAUACCUGGAAGGCAUGAUUUAUAUGACGAUGACCCGAGCACGACUUUUUGGGGAUGGGCAGGCAUCAAACACGCUCUGCGGUCCGUCCCGGUUCACACAGGAGAGUCGGAUAUCGUGGUCCAGAUAUCUUCUAUCGCAACCUUAGCCCCGACAGAUAAAUGGCUACAGCGCACUCUGUUCGAUUCAUUAUCGCCUCCCACAAAACCUAAAGCACCAAGACCAACGUUCAAAGUAAUAUUCCCCACCCCGGAUGAGAUAAGACGGUCCUUGGAUGGUUAUGCUUCCGGUGGCUCCAUACAUACGAAGAUACAGUCGGCGACGCAGACCAAGCAGCUCCAUUAUAUGAAACCCUUGCUUCACCAUUGGGCAAAUGACUGUGAGAAGGGAGAAAGGGAAGAAGGCGAAUCGCGGGACGGAGGGCGCAACCGCGCUGCACCACACAUCAAGACAUACAUCCGCUACAAUGAUAAUAAGUCUAUCGACUGGGCUUUGCUCACAUCUGCCAAUGUUUCGCAUCAGGCCUGGGGUGCGGCUACAGAUGGCACCGCGACGAUACGAAUUGCCUCUUGGGAAAUCGGUGUGUUAAUGUGGCCUGAACUAUUCGACGCUAAUGCUACCAUGGUGGGCACCUUCAUGAAGGACAUGCCCACGGACGAAGGACUAGACAGCGAUGGGCCUCUAGUCGGUCUAAGGGUCCCGUACAGCCUGCCCUUGCAGAAAUACGAUGAUAGCGAGCUCCCGUGGGUAGCCACGGCAACUUAUACCCAGCCUGACUCGAAAGGGUGUGUUUGGGGCUAAACACCAAGGGUAGGAACAACACGGCGAUCGUGGGUGUGAAGAAUUAAACUGCACGGGACCCUUAAGCCGACUAGAGGUCUAUCGUCGCCUAGACCUUUGCUAGGACAUGAUCAUCUCGAAAAAUUUAUGAGUAAUUUCAAGUAGUUGAAAAAGCUAGCGAGACUUAUGUCCAAUGUAAAAUAGGCAAUAUUCACCAACAGCAGUUAAAGAGCAGGUUUACGUCGUUUAUAUAUGUAUCUAAGGUAUCUAGUGCUUGUAUGAUGCCGCAACGUCUUGCAACCCG
Molecule: messenger RNA, 2227 nt
Organism: Annulohypoxylon truncatum
Lineage: Eukaryota; Fungi; Ascomycota; Sordariomycetes; Xylariales; Hypoxylaceae
Product: phospholipase D/nuclease
Exons: 3
Coding region: 292-1944 (550 amino acids)
Biological process (GO): double-strand break repair; single strand break repair
Cellular component (GO): nucleus
Molecular function (GO): single-stranded DNA binding; 3'-tyrosyl-DNA phosphodiesterase activity; double-stranded DNA binding
Source: RefSeq, a predicted model, not a curated record